Molecule: messenger RNA, 441 nt
Organism: Arabidopsis arenosa
Lineage: Eukaryota; Viridiplantae; Streptophyta; Magnoliopsida; Brassicales; Brassicaceae
Source: the annotation of a GenBank genome assembly
UCUUCACACAACACACAUAAAUACAUUGAAAACAAAGUAGUAAUAAUCAUCAUGGCUAAGUUUGCUUCCAUCAUCACCCUUAUCUUCGCAGCUCUUGUUCUCUUUGCUGCUUUUGAAGCACCAACAAUGGUGGAAGCACAAAAGUUGUGCGAGAAGCCAAGUGGUACAUGGUCAGGAGUUUGCGGAAACAGCAAUGCAUGCAAGAAUCAGUGCAUUAACCUUGAGGGGGCAAAACAUGGAUCUUGCAACUAUGUCUUCCCAGCUCACAAGUGUAUCUGUUACGUCCCAUGUUAAUCUACGUACCAAUAAUCUUUGGUGUCGUGUCGUGUGUAUUUUACAUAAAAUAAGUCUGUGUCACUUUAUGAGUGAGACUCUAUGACAUUGCAUGUUUCAGUUUUAAUGUAUGGUUUGACUUUUCUAUAAUACAAAAUUUAAGUACGA